GUCAUUACAAGGCGCCAACCACAACAAACAUUAACAAUUGUCGAACGGGGCGUCGUUUUUACAGUUUCUAUUGAUAUUCUGGCAUUAAUACGGAAACCUACGGUGGGCAGAAAUGUCUGGAAAGGCAAAGGAUAUUCUGCAGCUGGACCUUUAUGGUUUGCUUGGGAUUGAAAACACUGCUACAGCGAAGGAGAUCAAAAAAGCCUAUCGACAGAAAGCUUUGAAAUGCCAUCCAGAUAAGAACCCCGACAACCCAAAAGCAGCGGAGCUCUUCCACCAGUUGUCUCAGGCUCUGGAGGUGCUUACCGAUGCUGCUGCCAAGGCCGCCUAUGACAAGAUUUGCGCUGCCAAAAAACAAGCAGAAGAACGAAACCGCAAACUUGAUGACAAGAGAAAGAAAAUUAAGCUUGACCUUGAGGCAAGAGAGCGACAAGCAGAAGUUCAGACCCAAGAUGAAGUGCAAAUCACAAGAACACUUGAAGAACAGAUUACUCGUUUGAGGGAGGAGGGAUCUAGACAACUUGAGGAAGAACAGAGGCUCAUCAGAGAGCAGAUCCAAAGGGAAAGAGAAGAACAGCAGAACACAGGCGACUAUAUUCACAGAAACUCUGGAUUGGGGAGAUGUUCCAGUAGCAACGUCACCCCUAAAUUAAAGGUAGAUCUGUGUGGUCUUAUUUGGGUGUCAAGGCUGGGAAGAGAGUUGAAGUGGAAGUGUAAAAAGGAUGAUUGUACAAAUGGUGGCUACUGUCAAGACUUCAUUCUUAAACUUCUACGAAAGUACGGAGAUGUUUUGAAUGUAAUCGUAUCAAGUAAGAAGAAAGGAAGCGCUGUGGUUGAAUUUGCAACUGUGAGGGCAGCUGAGCUGGCAGUAAAGAAUGAAAGUGGCCUGAGUGAAAAUCCAUUGAAGAUUUUGUGGCUUGAAGGCCAGCCAGAAGUUGCUCCUGCAUCUCAGUGCAUGUCUACACAGGUGUGUUGCCGUUGAAAGUCUUUGCAUGAGGGAUAAACCAGAGAAUAUCGUGUGUCUACGAUCCUACAACAGCGAGGAGCUUCUCACCAACAUGGAGCCAGCUGGCAUCCACUCGGCAAAAAAUGGCUCCCGGAGGAGAUAUGGAGAGGUUUGAGGCCGGCUAUAAAGUAAAGUGAAGCGAGAGCAAGGACUAAAUGUUGAAAGGAUUUGAACCAUUCCUUCUGCAUGUCUGUUGCUUGCCAUUAGACAAACUAAUGGCUGUUAGACAACUGCACUCGUUUGUUUACAUUCAAACUUGAGCUAUGGCAGCAAAUGCCAGUGACAUGCGCGCUGUGAUCGCAAGAUUACAAUUUUAGCAUUCCGGCACACAUACACACUCAUCGUAGGAGACUUUAGUCAUGUUCCUCUCUCGCAUCUACAUACAACUUCACACAGCAUGUUGAACUGUGCAACAAAAGGGACUCAAACUAUGGACCUCCUGUAUGCUCGAUGCCAAUGUGAAAGGAGCUCUUAUGGACUAAAAUUAAAAAAGAAUAUUCAUUCUUUCUUCUUCUGGUUUAUGUUUUAUGUUACAUCUUAUGUACAACACUGUUACAGCUGAGGGUGUUGUGAAAGUGUUCUUUAAAUAAAGUUGAGCUGUUAUCAAAUAAAACCUGGCCAGCUCUGUGGCUUUAAGAUUAGGGCAGAAUAACCAAAUAACACCAGAAUAAC
Phyllopteryx taeniolatus (common seadragon) is the source of this 1678-nucleotide messenger RNA. RefSeq names its product DnaJ (Hsp40) homolog, subfamily C, member 17 (gene dnajc17). The record is from RefSeq and is a predicted model, not a curated record. Gene Ontology annotation, biological process: spliceosomal complex disassembly. Lineage: Eukaryota; Metazoa; Chordata; Actinopteri; Syngnathiformes; Syngnathidae. Gene Ontology annotation, cellular component: spliceosomal complex. Bases 113 to 982 code for a protein of 289 amino acids. The transcript has 12 exons. Gene Ontology annotation, molecular function: RNA binding.